Macadamia integrifolia is the source of this 3102-nucleotide messenger RNA. RefSeq lists its product as uncharacterized. The coding region runs from base 1 to 2889 and encodes 962 amino acids. Gene Ontology annotation, biological process: protein localization to membrane. Gene Ontology annotation, cellular component: membrane. The transcript has a single exon. Lineage: Eukaryota; Viridiplantae; Streptophyta; Magnoliopsida; Proteales; Proteaceae. The record is from RefSeq and is a predicted model, not a curated record.
AUGGACGACGGAACUCGCCUCCAUCAACUAGAUGAAUCUGUUAAGCUUUUGACUCAGUCGAUGGCAGCGAGUGGCAAACGUCUGGAUUCCCUUGAAGCAACCAUGUCAGCAACCAUGUCCAACCAGCAGCGGUCCCUUUCAGAGCUCAUUCGUCGCCUCACGGCCAUGGAUGGCCGGUUGGAGCAAGCCCUGGGGUUAACGGUACCUCAACCUGAUCAGCGCCCAAGUAACUUCAAUACAUUGUCACCGCCUCUACCCAUUCCGGCCAACCCCAUCCAGAUCCGCACCAUGCCGCUUGAUUUUCCCCGUUUUAAUGGUACAGAUCCGAUCGGAUGGAUCUUCAAGGCCGAACACUUCUUCGAUUACCAUGGUGCCGCCGACGAUCAACGCCUUCUGAUUUCUUCUCUCCAUAUGGAUGGCCCUGCCCUCUGGUGGUUUCAAGGGGUGCUUCGUGUCACUCAAUUCACUACCUGGCCGGAUUUCACUCAAGCUUUGGAGAGUCGCUUUGGGAUUUCCAAGUUCAAGGAUCCUCAGGACACUCUUCCCAAACCCACACAGUCGGCCUUACUCGCAGACCAACAAUCUCGAAUUGAAGCUUCAGAAAACUUGUCUCCACCAAUUUUAAUUAGUCAUUUCAUUUCUAGACCUCGAUCCGACAUCCUUAGUGAGGUAUUGGCUCUCCAAUCAAGUUCUAUGUCUCAAGCAGUUGGCCUCGUCCAUCACCAGGAAGAGAAAUUCCUUGAGGUCAGUCGCCCUGCGCUCCGAACCGGCAUACCCACUGUACCUCAAGCACCAUUUCUCCUUUCACUAGCACUUCCACCAUCCACAGACACCCAAUCUUAUCCUCGGAUCCCGAAAUCCCUCGAAGUCGGUCGCCCUGUGCUCCAAACCAGCAUACACACCAUACCUCGACCACCACUUCCCCCUUUUAAUUCAUGGAUCACGAUCCAAUAUCCGACUUCAAUAGAGAUGCAUCCCUAUCGAGAGAAAGGCCUAUGCUACAAUGAUGGUGAAAAAUUCGCCGCUGGCCACAAAUGUAAGCCUCGCCAACUGUUUUUGCUUGUAUACGAGGAUGAUGCCCUAACUACAAAUUUGUUGGGUGAAGACUCCUCCCCUGGCCACAGAUGUAAAUCUCGCCAGCUAUUUUUGCUUCUGUAUGAGGGUGAUUCCCCAACUAUGGAUCUAUUGGAUGAAGAUUCAUCAACAUAUGUCGAACCUUUCAUUUCGGUCGUCUUGAUUUUGUAUCAUGCCAUGUCUGGCCACUCUUCCCCUUCGACCUUGUUGUUGUCACAGACUAUCGCUGGAACUCCGAUGCAAGUUCAGAUCAAUGGUGGCAGCGUUGACUUUGUCCAAGGCCGGACCACCCAAUGCCUUGGUCUUGUUAUUGAACCCGCUCCCAAUAUCAACGUUUUGGUUGGCAAUAGUGAUUGCAACAGCAAAGGGAUUGAGAGAAACCUCCCAGAAAUUUUAAGAAAUGAUCUUCAAGUGCCUCGUCAAAGAAGGGAUGUAAGCCAGCUAACAACUCAUGAAAAUGGUUUUUGUGUUGGAUUCAAGGGAUCCUAUGUUGGGAGAAAAGCUGAGAAAUAUUUUAUCAAUAAUCAAUCAGGCUUCAGAGUCAUGUAUCACAAGAACCUUGAGACUGCUUCUGCUUGCAUGGUUGGCUUUGAGGUUGCUCCAAUUAGCAUCACUCAUUUGGUAAGAGACACCAAAAAUAUAAUUAAAGGUAAGAAGAUGGUAUUUACACAUGAUGUUUCUUUCAAGCUUAGUGAAUUCAAGUGGGCAACUCAUUGGGACACCUAUCUCCUUAUGAAUGAUGAUCAAAUCCAUUGGUUCUCCAUUAUCAAUUUUCUGAUGAUUUUCCUGUUCUUUUAUGAUAUAAGAACUCUUUGUAGAGAUAUCGCCAACUAUAAUCAGUCGGAGACCAAGGAUGAAGCCCAAGAGGAAACGGCAGGGUGGGAGCUUGUCCAUGGAAAUGUUUUCAGGCCCCCUGUCAAUUCUGGUUUACUUUGUUUCUAUGUUGGAACAUGGGUCCAGAUUUUUGGAAUGACACUUGUUCCAAUAAGUUUUGCAUUACUGGGUUUCCUAUCACCUUUAAACCGAAGGCGGCUUAAGACUACCAUGGUUCUCUUGUGGGUUUUUAUGGGUUUAAUUGCAGGUUAUUCAGCUCAUUGGUACAAGAUGUUCAAGGGAGCAAAAUGGAAGAGAAAUACUUUGAAAGCUACAUUCAUUUUUCAUGGUAUACUCUUUGCAAUCUUGUUUGCGUUGAAUGCACUCAUAUGGGGAGAGCAGUUUUUUGGUGCGUUGCCCUUUGGUACCAUGUUUGCUCUUGCAUUCUUAUGGUUGGGUAUAUCAGUACCAUUGGUUUUUAUGGGUAACUAUUUGGGUUUCAAAAGCCCAGCUAUUAAGGACCCAACGGAGAUAAAUAAGAUCCCAAUAGAGAUAACAAAGAAGGCCUGGUACAUGAAACCAGCCUUUUCUAUUCUUAUUGGAGGCAUACUUCCCUUUGGAGCUGUGUUUGUUGAACUCUGUUUCAUCUUGACAUCAAUAUGGUUGAACCAGUUCUACUACAUCUUCAGUCCCUUGCAAGCCUCAGACAAUGUGGGCAAGGUCGCAUGUAAACUAGACUUAUCGGCCAUGGCAAAAAGUUGCCUCAAGCAACGGGAUUGCGAGGUAAGACAUGUUCUAGUCCACUGGGGUGGUUUACCUUGGAAGAGGCUUAAUGGGAAGACAUUACGUUCUUCAUCGUCGCCCCACUCGAACCUUGAGGACAAGGUUCUUUUGGAAGAAGAUGGCAAUGUUACGACUCAGCAUGACAUGGAGGAGUUGAUAAGUAACACUUUUGCCACGACAGCGCCCCACUUGGCAAGGAGAAACAUGCAAACCUCAUGAAGAGCAUCUUAGGGAAUAUUCCAUUUUUCUGUUGAAGGGUAGACCAUUGUUAGGAUAUUAUAUAUACAGUAAGACAUGAUGUAAGGGGGAAAUGAAUAUACAAAAAUCCUCUCUCUUCUCUGUUCUUCUAGGAGGUAGCUACCCUCGAAGUAGCUUGUGAUCCGUUAUCCCGCCGUCCACGGAGACGAUCGUAUCAUCUAACCUAGUGCAUCA